Molecule: messenger RNA, 204 nt
Organism: Entrophospora candida
Lineage: Eukaryota; Fungi; Glomeromycota; Glomeromycetes; Entrophosporales; Entrophosporaceae
Source: the annotation of a GenBank genome assembly
AUGAGUGUCGCUAGUGGUUCAGAUUUACCAGGCCCUCAGCUGCUUUUCUAUCUUGCUUUGUUAAAUGAAAUCGCACAACAAACUCCUACUUUUAAUAUUGAUAAUGCGGAAUUGGCAAAAGUUUUUGCUGAUUCUUGGAGGAAUGCUGGCACUGAAUACACGGACGAAUUUAUUAUUUUGGCAGACAAACUUGGACUCAAUUAA